Messenger RNA from Branchiostoma belcheri (Belcher's lancelet), 1176 nucleotides. RefSeq names its product proteasome assembly chaperone 2-like. Gene Ontology annotation, cellular component: nucleus; cytosol. Gene Ontology annotation, biological process: proteasome assembly. The transcript has 6 exons. The record is from RefSeq and is a predicted model, not a curated record. The coding region runs from base 97 to 909 and encodes 270 amino acids. NCBI's taxonomy places the organism in Eukaryota, Metazoa, Chordata, Leptocardii, Amphioxiformes, Branchiostomatidae.
UCCUGGGACCAAGAGUAUGUAGGUCAGAGGUUAAAGUUGACGUCAGAUUGUAAGUUUUCUGAGCUGUGAUCAUCUGUGUUUUCAGCGAUUUUCACAAUGUUUGUAUCGUGUGAGAAGGAACCAAACAUUCCGAAAGGAUACACACUACUCUUGCCUGCAGUGUGUGUAGGGAACGUGGGUCAGCUGACUGUGGACCUGAUUAUCCACACCCUGGACAUGGAGAGGAUCGGCUACCUGCACACAGACUGUCUCCUGCCCAUGGUCGGGAACAACCCCUUCUCUACCUCACAGGACGACGCUUCACAGCUGGCAACUGGCACAGAAGUCUACAGGUCAGGGGAAAAGAACAUUGUUGCAGUCCAGCAGAGAGCACCCCUGGUGAGAGGCAAGCAGUCCGAGUUCAGGAGGAGGCUACUGGAGUGGGCUAAACAGUGUGGCUUCAGCAGGGUGGUACUACUGACCAGCAGUCAUGCGUACGAGAGGAUAGACACACAAAUGACUGGGACCCAGCUGAGAUACCUGCUGAGCCCAGAGUUGGAGAAGUCUGUCGGGGAGGCUGUUGGGGAGUUGAAGUGGACCCAGCUGGAGAGGAGGAGGCUGUACCCUGGGGUGGAGCACAGGGAGGGGGAGGAGCAGACAGGAGUCUUCAUCCCUGGAGGGGGCAUUGCUAGGAAGUUUUACCAGGAAUGCUGUGAGGCAGACUUCCCCCUGGCAGUGUUGCUGACAUUCUGUGCAGAAGGAGACAACAUUCCUGAUGCCUUCUCUUUAGCAAAUUACCUCAACCAAUGGCUGCAGUUAGUGCCUGGCAGGAAGUCUGGAGGUAAAGGAGGCACCCCCCAGGCUGAGUGGAAGAUUCCAAGCUCCUGGACUCUCCUGUUUGGCAGCACCCAUCCCCCUGAUCUGUACUGAUGCAGCUGGUCCAUUCCUACAACCAUGAGAGUUAUAACCAGUACCCCACUCCUGCAACUGUCUGGUUUUGCCUGUUGUCCAAUUUCUGUUACACAUACCAGCAGAUCCAUUACUAAUUUCCCCAGCAACAUAAUUGAUUAAUAAUUGCCCUUUUAAGGCCGUAAUCUGAAAUGCAUCAUUAAUUCUCCUGGGUUUUAUAGGACAGCCUGCUUUCCACAACUUAUCAAAUGUCUGAAUCUGGAGAGGCAUUUAUUUAAAUCUUGCAAU